UCUACUUGUCUAUGCUACGUUUUUUCACUCGUCGGCCAUGUUUGUAGCAGUGAGCUUUUGUUUUCGAGUGGAAUUGAGUCAUUUUUGUUAGUUAUAAAUUGAUUCCAUCUGAAUAAAGAUGCCACUUACACCUGCGGAAAGACAAAGAAAAUACCGGGAAAAGCUGAAAAGAGAGAACCCUAUCAAAUAUGACGAAAUGAAAAAGAAGACUGCUGAGUGCGCUUUGCGGUACUAUAAAAAGAAAGUAAGUCAAUAUACAGAAGAAGAAAAAAUAGAAAGAAGAAAGAAAUGGCAGGAAGAAAGGAAAAGACAAAAACAAGCUGAUCAAGCAAAGGUUGAUAUUAGUAAGCCAGCAAAAACGCAAAAAGAUAUAGAAUAUAAAUUACGUAGGAAAAAUAAAGAGUUACAAAAAGAAAAUAAAAUAUUGCGCAAUAGAUUCAAUGCACUAAGAAAAAAUUUUUAUCGGCAGUCCAAAAAACUAGAUGAACUAAAUCUAGCAUUCCUGGAAUUUAAGAAGACCGAAACCAAUCAAGAAAAUCAAGAAACGGACAGCGACAGUGUUACACCUAUGAAACAAACAGAGAGCUUUAUAAAGGAAAAUUUACCGAAAAUUAACACACAACAAAAAGAAAUAGUGAAAAAGAAGAUUUUAGAACAUAAUGUUUUGGUAAAAUCACUAAGGAACGAGUAUAAAGAAUCUGAUGGUACACAAAAGAAUACUAUUAAAAAAAUUGUAACUAACGAUGUAGUGAAAAAAUACAAAUUAAAAACAAAACUCAAAAAUACCCUAGGGCUCAAAAGUAACAUUCGAACAAACAGAGACAGGAAAAUACGCAAACAGAAACUAUUCAAUGAAAUCAAAAACUUUUACGAUCGAGACGAUAAUAGUCGUGCAACUGCUGGCAAAAAAGAAUAUAGAACAAAAAAUAAAAUAAAGAGACAGAUAAGAUAUCUAUUGGAACAUAUAAAAAAAUUACAUCAAAAAUAUGUUGCGGAAGGUGGAAAGGCUUCAUUGAGCACAUUCAAGAAAUAUAGACCGUUCUACGUACUCAAACCUAAAAUCUCAGACCGUGAUACAUGUGCUUGUGUAAAACACUCUAAUAUGGCGUUCAUGGUAAAAAAAUUAAAACAGUUAACGAUCCUCGAAAGCGAUGACCUCAGUGAAAUAACAUCAAAAUUUGUUUGUGAUAUAACAUCAAAUACUUGUAUGUAUGGCUUGUGUGAAUCUUGUAAAGACAAAGUCAUUAUUACUGAAGAUCAGAUCAACCUGAAUGAAGAAAUUGUAUGGCCAGUAUGGAUGUUAAAAAAGCACGAGUACUGUGAAGAGGGACACAAAAAGACAACAAAGAAAAUGGUAAAAACGGUUAGAGAAGGAACUAUACACGACUUGAUUAAUGCAUUCCACUCUGAUAUGAAGAAUUUUCUUAUUCAUUCGUACAAUAUAUCACAUCAAUAUAAAAGUUACAAAUUUUGCAUAGCCAACUUAAAAGACAAUGAAACAGUCAUUCACAUAGAUUUUUCCGAAAAUUAUACUUGCAAGUUGCAUACAGAAAUACAAGCUCUACACUUCGGAGCUUCUAAAGUGCAAAUAACUCUGCACACUGGUGUUCUUUACAUCAAGGAUCAUGAUAGACCUACAUCAUUUUGCUCAAUAUCCCCCGCAAACGUACACAGCCCUGAAGCCAUAUGGGCUCAUUUGACACCCAUAUUACAAUAUUUGAAAAUCACAUACCCUCAAGUCGACACACUACAUUUUUUCUCCGACGGACCAACAUCACAGUACAGAAAUAAAAAAAAUUUUUACUUGUUGAGCCAAAUUGAAACGUACGGCUUUGAGCAUGCCACAUGGUCCUUUUUUGAGGCGGCACAUGGAAAAGGUGCCGCGGACGGUAUUGGUGGUGCAGUCAAGCGUACUUUAGACUCAAAAGUGGCACAUGGCGAAGAUAUUCCCGAUGCGAAAACCGCAUAUGAAGUCCUUUCUGAAAAGGGACUUAUAAAAAUGUUUUAUAUUCCACCAGAGGAUAUAAAAGUACUUCAAGAAGAACUAAUAGAAAAUCUAAAACCUCUGCCUAAUACAUUAAAAAUUCAUCAAGUAAUAUUUAAAGAUAAGAAUGCUGUGAAUUUUAGAAACUUAAGUUGUUUUUGCAAAAAUAUGAGUGGCAAAUGUGAUUGUUAUUCUACAAAAACACACAGAUUUGAAAUCAACAAAGACGCACAACCAAGAAACACUGUAAAAUGCAAAUUAAAUACAAUAAAGAGAAGUAAAGUUGGUACAAAAAAGAGAAGGGAAAGCACGGCAAGCACCACUGAGUCUGAUUGUACUGAAAUAGAAUAUUUAGAUGACAGUGAUGCUACACAUUUUUCUGAAACUUAUCAAGAAGAAUAUUUAGAAUUAGACGAAAAUAAUCAAGAAGAAUAUUUAGAAUCAGGUGAAAAUAUUUUGAGAGAAAGACAAGAAAAAAGAGCAGAAAAGGGUUCAGGUAAAACUGAUUUUGAAAAUGAAGGAUUAGAAGUAAGAAGAUUGGUAGAAAAUAUAGAUGAAAAAAUUAAAGAAGUACAAAUUGAAAAAAAAACAGCAUCUCAAAAAGGCGUAACGAUUUUAUCUGAUAUUCGAAAUUCACCAUGGAAUAAAAGAUAUUUUGAUUUGAAACGAUGUGGUGGACUACAAUUUAAAAAAGUGGACUCAAAUUUUGACCUUUGUUCAUUGAAAAAAUCAUUAGAUGUUCCCAUAAGCACAGAAAAUAUUGAUCCAUAUAAAAACCCGGUGGCUAGUAGUUCAGGAAUCAAGACUAAGACUGAAAACCAAAAGACUAAAGACUUCGAAGAAAACAGAAAAACAUACUUCAGUAGUUUGAAUAAAGGAGACCAAACCAAAAAUAUUGAAGAAGACUUUGAAGGAAAAGCAAGAUAUGACAUAAAAGAUUCUAUAAAAACAAACGAAAUCAAAGAAGAAGGAAGACAGAACUCAGGAGUAAUUAGUAUUGUAGAAGCUAACAAAAACGAAAAUACCAAAGUCUAUGAUGAAAGUGAUGUGAAGAUUAAAAUUAAUCAAUAUGUAUUAGUAAGAUAUUACAUUCGCAAAACUUGGAAAUAUUAUAUAGGACGUGUAGUCGAAAUACACACCAAAGACGAAGAUACAAACUACACUAUUAAUUUUCUUAAAACUAUAAAAAAACCCUCACUGAGAUUCACUACCCCGAAGAAAAUGGACACGGAUACUGUUCCUUCUUUGUCAAUAAUUGUGAAAACUAUAGAAUUGAACGAAGAAGAUAAUAAAAAAAACGAAUACCUAUUAAAAGAUGAUUUUAAUGAAACUUAUUUUGAACUGUAAAUUAGUUAUCGUAUAUAAUAUAAUGUGUAAGUGAUUUCGUAAAUUCAAAAUAAGUAACUAUUAUUUCUUUUCUAAACAGCUAUAAAUAAAUGAUUGUGCAAAAAGGAGUUUUUUCUUAUAUUGGAGACGUCCCUUUACAAAACUUUUAUGUUACUUUUAAGUUAUCCAGCCACACACCUUUAAGUUACUUUUAUGUCACAUGAGGCCAAUUUUACGGCCUUACCCAUAUGCCGAUGCCUGUUGGUCCUCGCGAUCCUAUGGCAAUAACUACAAAGCACUAUCGGGCGCCGCAGCAAUCGUAGGUCGCAGGUUUGGUGAAGUAUUAUAUAUAGGAAUUAAAAACAAAUACUGCCUAGUGUGUGCUAGAGCAGAGAAAAAACAACUUGCGACCCCAGAACACGUUUGUUUAAAAAAUUACUCGGGUCCGUCUAGUGGUAUGGAGUCUGAAAUAAUUUGUCACGGAUUUGAAACAUCAGUAGCGAUGUACAACAUUAUAUAUGGCCGAUUAAUUGCUGAUGGAGACUCUGCUACAUACGCAAAAAUCCUGGCGCGUAAUCCGUACCCAAGUCAUACUGUACAAAAAAUAGAAUGCAGAAACCACAUGCUCCGCAACAUGUGCAACAAAUGGAGAACUUUAACUAAAGACACGAAGUAUGCAUUGUCUUACAGAAAAACACUGACAGAAGUAAAAAUUAUGAGUAUCCGUAAGGUUGUUAUUGCGUCAAUACAAAAGUAUAAAUCUGAAAAAGAUAAUCCGGACGCAAUAACAGGCUUUACAAAUGGAGUGAAAACUCUAUUAACCAUGCUUUUGGUGACCAUAGGAACUGUGAGUCCUAUUACUGCUCGAAAGAAAAAGAGGCACAGAGCAAUAUGGAGAU
Messenger RNA from Maniola jurtina (meadow brown), 4209 nucleotides. RefSeq lists its product as uncharacterized. The transcript has 2 exons. The coding region runs from base 119 to 3331 and encodes 1070 amino acids. NCBI's taxonomy places the organism in Eukaryota, Metazoa, Arthropoda, Insecta, Lepidoptera, Nymphalidae. The record is from RefSeq and is a predicted model, not a curated record.